CGCGGGCGCCGUCCGCCAAGUGUGCCGCCAAGUUGGGGAGCUCGCGCUGCCGGCCGCGGCCCGGGGCUCUCCCCCACCCCGGCCCCCGUGCCCCCGUCCCCUUCACCACCGAGUCCCGCGGUGCCUGAGGCGGCGAGCCGGCCGAGGGAAGUGUCCACUCGCCUUCCACCAGCAUGGCGACACCCUCCCAAUAUCGUCAGCUGCUGAGUGACUACGGGCCACCAUCACUAGGCUACACCCAGGGAACUGGAAAUAGCCAGGUGCCUCAGAGUAAAUAUGCAGAGCUGCUGGCCAUCAUUGAGGAGUUGGGGAAAGAGAUCAGACCCACGUAUGCGGGGAGCAAGAGCGCCAUGGAGAGACUAAAACGAGGCAUCAUUCAUGCCCGGAGCCUGGUUCGGGAGUGCUUGGCUGAAACGGAACGGAAUGCCAGGUCCUAGCCCCUGGCCAAUGUGAAGGCCCAUCUCGAUACCCCAUGGAGAUGAGAGGCUUUGUUCAAGAUGGCAGUAGCUUUCCUGCCUUGGUCAUAAGCUCUGAACCCACAUUCAGAAGAUUGGAAGACAUUUUGCAGUUACUGAUGAUGUGCAUUUUAAGUAGUUAGGAACGAUCCAGCUUUUUUUUUUUUUCCAAGCAUUGAUUUGAAGGAUGUUUGUGAAGUCACUUCACAGCAAGCUAUUGUUUGCCCCCAAAUACCGUGUCCCCUUUAACCUCCCUUUGGAUACACCUGCCACUUGCAUCAGCCCAGUUGACUUCCUGUCCAUGAGCUCACCUGCCUCUGUGGACCUGAGUGCAAACCACAGCGUGUUUGCUUCGUAGCUGACCGGCCUGUGUACAGCGUAGACCCUGCUUCACGAGCUUCUCUGCUUAAGCGUUUGCAUGACUGAGUGCUUUGAACUCAAAAGUGCACAAGUUAUAAAUACAGAAGAAAGAGCAAUCUACCCAACCUACAAGCACCCUGCAAAUGUCCGCCCUGAGACUGUAGAUCUCAGUUCCGUGUUUACUGUGAGCCGAUCACAACAUCCAGAAGAAAAUGACUGAAACCUGCAUCUUUGUAUUUAUUACUUGAUGUAAUAAAGCUUAUUUUCAUUAACAGUUUGUAUUAA
Molecule: messenger RNA, 1100 nt
Organism: Onychomys torridus (southern grasshopper mouse)
Lineage: Eukaryota; Metazoa; Chordata; Mammalia; Rodentia; Cricetidae
Gene: Cdk2ap1
Product: cyclin dependent kinase 2 associated protein 1
Exons: 4
Coding region: 174-437 (87 amino acids)
Cellular component (GO): cytoplasm; nucleus
Source: RefSeq, a predicted model, not a curated record